Messenger RNA from Arvicola amphibius (Eurasian water vole), 294 nucleotides. RefSeq names its product CFAP97 domain containing 2 (gene Cfap97d2). The record is from RefSeq and is a predicted model, not a curated record. The transcript has 3 exons. Bases 1 to 294 code for a protein of 97 amino acids. NCBI's taxonomy places the organism in Eukaryota, Metazoa, Chordata, Mammalia, Rodentia, Cricetidae.
AUGCAGAGAGUCCCCCGACUGACCACCCCUUGGGCUAAUAGGGACCUGCAGAGAGCCUGGGAGAAAACCUAUCAGGACCACAGGAAAAAGGUCCAGAAUGCCCAACCACUAGUGGACACCCGCCCACCACAGACUUACAGCCUCCUCUACCUGAAGCUCAAGAAACUAAAGGUGGAGGAAGAAAGGCUCUCCAUCAUCAACAGAGACAACUGGCUGCUUCUGCAGAGGGUAGCCUCUGCCAUGAGAGCCAGGGGACAGACUGACAGCGGAAAUAGCUUCACACACAGAAGGUAA